This is a messenger RNA of Dimorphilus gyrociliatus, 3076 nucleotides long. The record is from the annotation of a GenBank genome assembly. NCBI's taxonomy places the organism in Eukaryota, Metazoa, Annelida, Polychaeta, Dinophilidae.
GGUACACAUUUUAUCUGAUUUUGCCAUGUCUUAAGAUUUGCCACUUCACCUUAAUUAACGUUGCCCUUUACUAAUUUGUAUUAAGAUGCUAUUGGAUGUCAAAUUUCUUAACAGUUAAGAUAAACACAUAGAUUUAUAGCAUUUAAUUAAGUACAAGUAGAUAUCAUGGUAUAUAUCUUGAUGCUAUUUAUUGGAGACUAUUACAUUAAAAAUGUUGAAAAAAUUCUAACAUUCUUAAGAAUCAAGAGUGGGAGGUAAAGGAAAGAAAGAAAUAGCAAGCUAGACAUAAAAUAGUUGAUAGAUUCUCUAGUCAAAGAAGGUGGGUAAAUAAGAUGUAACAGUAGGAGAAAAAAGAACAAACUAUAUAAUCGAAUAUUAGAGGUUUUGAUCGUAAAGUGCUGUUAAUGUAAAAGAAACUUUUAAAUAAAAGAAAAAAGUAACGAAUGAAUAGAAAAUAUUACGUAAAUAUCAGGCUCUUCAUAGGGCUUAUUAGGAAAUAUGAAAAGAUUAAAGCCCUUUUUCAGACUUAAACAAGUGAAUGUCUACAAUUCAGAUGGUAGGUUCUUCCGGUUGUUACAAAAAACUAACACGGUGGCACAAUCACGUGAUGAAUUUCCAGCUAAUCUUGGUGGCAGCCUAGUAAUAUACGUAAGGGUACCUUCAACAGAUCCCCAUUAACAUGCAAACAGGCUUAUUUUCUUACAUGAUGAUUGUUGAUUUUUCCUUGUUUUGCCCUGCUUUUUUAUUCUUUUCUAACAUCUAGGCCUACAAAAGCAAUAACUUUUUUCUCCCAUAUUUAUUGUUCUAGAACAAACUGUAAUAAUGAUUUACAAUUGAAAUACCAUGUUGGUGCAGAAAUUUUCCAAUUAAAAAAAGUGCACAUCUACCAAAUAUAGCAAUCUCCUAAUUAUAGAUUCAUUUCCUUUAGAAUAAAAUUUUCUUUUAACCAGUUCUAACGCUCUUUCUUUGUACAGGAACAUGAACAGGACCUCAAAUAAUACGCUCCUCAAUACUACGGAAGAGUCGGUGAAGUACUAUUUUACAUCAAUCGUGCUACCCAUUCUGGCGGUAAUAGGAAUAUUUGGUAAUUUAGCUAUUGUUCCCUCUCUCUCCAACAUCAAUCAUGAACAUUGUACUGCAUCUUUCGCUAAGUUAAUUUGUUCAGCAAACGUUCUGGUUCUUUUAUUAGAUCCCGGUUUAGACGCAAUUUCAAAGCUUACAGAAACUAGACAUCUCACUCAAUUGUAUGAAUGGACUUGUAAAUUACAUACAGUUACGGACCAAACAUUUCUUCAUUGGACUGCAUGGUGUACUGUGCUAAUGGGCGGUGAAAGGGCAGUGUUUCUUUUCAAACCUUCUUUCAUAUGUUCGCCCUUUAAAGCCAAAUGCCUUGCAACGGCGGCUUUCAUAGGAGUUUUAUCAAUAGAUGUUCACGCCAUGUGGUCUCAUACUAUCGACAAGAUAUGGGGGUGUUAUUUCGAUUUGGUAUAUCCAGAUUUUCAUACGCUCUACUGGCCCUACGUAAUUGCAAGUCUAAACACUUAUGCACCGAUAUUGUUCGGUAUCGGAAUAGCUUUUGCCGUUACUGUUGGCAUUAGUCGACAAAAAUUUCAAUUGCAUUCACGACAAAUCGAAGAAGAUGAAGUUAACUUGACAUUCGAUAGAACAGAAGAAGCUUGGUCAAAGUGUUCUCUUCUUAUUCUUCUAAGUUAUAUUUUUUUAAAUUUCCCUCUUAUUCUAAUUAACAUUAUUCAAUUUUCAACGACUGCACUACAACUGAUAGAUAGCAAAUGGAAAGCACAAAUACAAAUGGCCGAUGUCGUUGUUCAAGUGCUUGCCUUUGCUCACUGUAGUUUUACUGCGGUUAUGAUUCAAUUGACAGCACCUGGAAUUCGAGGCUUUUAUAGAAUUUGUUAUAAGAGACCGAAAAGUCGUCGAAACGCUGAAACAGUUGAAGAUGGAUCAGAAAUAAUGCUAAAACAAUGCAAACAAUGUAAACCAGGUGAGUAUGAUUAAGAAAAGAUGAUGAGCCAAAUUGAUUGAGACAGUGUAAAAUUGUUAUAUGUGAUUGUAACCUUAACAUUGAAUUAAUGUAAAUAAACCUUUCGGAAAAAAAGGAACAACAAAUACAACAAUAACCAGCUAAAAAAAAUCAUUAAUGCUCUACAAUCCUAAUUUCAAUAGGAACUGAAAAUUCGACAAAAUGGAAUAACCAGGCUUCAAAAAUCAAUUUCUUAUAAUGCUCCUUAACCACAGCUGAAAUACACCAAUAGGAUGUGAUUUAGAAAAUAAGGAUAAGUAGGAAUUAACCCCACUUCAUCAUACGAGCAUUGUGGAUUCUGCUUGUGGCCAUUGUAGGCAAGAAAAGCUAAUUUUUUCAAGUAAAAAAUAAUUCGUAAUGCUCCCUCGGGUCAACCUUAAUAGAACAACGAGGGUUAGGCAGUAACAAUCAAUUAGAAUCACUCACUAAAGCCGUUUUAACCUGAUUUACAACCGGUAGUAAUAAAUAGCAACAAAUAACCUUGGAGACUUUGAUUAUAACUGACGAAUUUCUGUGCGCGAAUUAACGAUUUAGUACGAAGGGCAAACACAUUAUACCCUAAUUCAAAAGAUAUAUUCUUACUUGAAUCUAUCUGCAGAACUAAAAGAUUUACAAGUCGAACAGAUUGCUCUCUAUUUAUGUUUAACAAUUCAAAAGGGAAUACAGCUUGCAGAUAUUUCCUCGGAGGAGAAGUAGGGAGGAUUUGCUUGCAUUUCAUAUACAUUUUAAAUCAACCUACUGUAUAUAUUGUAUAUAGAUGUCUUUGACUGAGAUUGUUUUUAUGCUAUUCUUAUGGACUGUAGUUUUUUUUUCCAUCAUACAUUUUGUAUAGAAAUUCAUUGUUAUAACUUUUCAAGGAUAUUUUCUGUAUGACUUAUGACUUUAAUGCUUGUAUAUUACAUUGUCAAUAGAAUAAGAAAAAAAACUAACGCUAUCUUAUUCUAGUAGCCUAGAGGUAAACGAAUUUGUUGCAAUCCUGAUAAGCAAGAAGGGUAUUAAAAAUUUACAAACCCGCAGUCUCAACAUUCAUUCUUU